This is a messenger RNA of Penaeus vannamei (Pacific white shrimp), 2697 nucleotides long. The record is from RefSeq and is a predicted model, not a curated record. NCBI's taxonomy places the organism in Eukaryota, Metazoa, Arthropoda, Malacostraca, Decapoda, Penaeidae.
GAUGACUGUGGAAGUCUGGAAAGAGGAAGUGGUCAGCAGGAGGUCGGUUCAGGUGGAGAUAGCAGCAGGUACACUGCCUGACAUCACCAUCGAGAAACCAGACAAUGUAGUGUUGGCUGACGAGAGACUCUACGUUCGGGCGUGGGUGACGGGCGUGGCAGACCUUGUGGCUUGGUGGGAGGUGGUGCAGGCAGCUGGCUUCUCCUUCGUCGACAUUUCACAGUUGCCAGCUGGGAUGAAGAUGACCCUCAAGGGUACGUCCAACCGGCGAUCCUACGACCUCGUCCUGCCCAAGGAGAGGAGCGAGAACUUCGUAGGGCUGGAAGACGGGACAUCGUACAAGUUUAGGCUCACUGUGGAAACCCCCCUCGGAAAGUAUGGUCAGGCCGAGGUCAUCCUCACGACCAACAACCCGCCGAUUGCUGGGACGUUUGAGGUGACGCCGAGCAGUGGAGAAGCUCUGGUGACUUACUUCCAGUUCAGCGUCGCCGGCUGGAACGACGUGCCUGAGGACCUUCCGCUCACUACGUCCUUCGGGUACCGAUUGGGCGCCUCCGACAGCGUCACGUGGGCCUUCACCACCACCGACGAGGACCCCACGGCCGAACUCGUCCUCCCUGGAGAUGGUACCACUACGCUGGUGACUCCUCUGGCCAAGGCAUGCGAUACCAACGGCGGCUGCACGAUAGUCGAGGGCAGCGCCGUCACCGUCACCCUCACCGACGCCCUCUCCCUCGAGGCGUUCGGCGCCCUGAGCCAGCAGUUCACGAACGGUCUCGGCGAGGACGACACAAGCUCCGCGGCGCUGGACAUCGGCCGGGGCGUCGUCCGCACGUUGGACGCCAUGGGGUCCGACACGCAGAAGAGCACCUUCACGGUCCUGGCCGACUCUGGGAUUCAAGAGAAGGUGGCCAAUCUACUGAGCAGGAACGCGGACGCUCGCCGGGGCUCCUUCGACAUGGUGAGCAGCAUCCUGGACCUGGCCGAGGAGGCGGCACUCAACGGUGACACCAUCAACGACAUCCUGGCUCUGACGCGGCAGUUGAUAGCUGACAUCCUGCGGACUCCGGUGCGACUGGAUGAGGACCUGGCAUUCCAGUCCAAGGACCUGCUGGUGGUUGAGGCCCUGCCGACCGACGGCCGCGUCUACUACCCCGGCACGGACUCAGACUUGACGGCUGUCAGGACUCAGGCUCUUCACAGAAAGGCCGACGGUAGUGGUCACAGGAGGCUAAAGAGACAAGCCAUUAGCAACGAGACAGAACAACAGCCUCUCACAGUAGAGCAGGUGCUGACCGGGCUGAGGGUGACAGAGAAGGCGCUUGUCGAAGCUGACACUGAGGGCACCAAGACGGCCAGAAUGGAUGAACUGCUGAAGACUAUUCCAGGGUACCUUUCGGGCCUCUGCGUGGGCAUGAGCAACCAGGACAUCCCGAAGAACGUCCUGGGCACGCUGGUCGGGCUCACCGUGGUCAAGUCAGCACUUGUUAACGAGGCCGACACCAAGUUCGCCAUUGCCGACAGCACAGUCAAUAAGGAUGACUUUUUGAAGAAUGAUAGUGAUAUCACGUGGGGCGUCCUCCUGGACUCGUACACGGAAUGGAGCUGCGGCAGGAAGGGGGCCGAGGGCGAGGACCUGGCGUGCUACGGGGCGUGUCUUGGGACGGUGCAGUACAAGGACGACUUCCUCUCGCCGGUGUUUGGCGUCGAUCCCCCGGGGGAUUUUAGAGGCACCGUAGUGCAAGGAGUGAUCAUGAACCCCGUCACAGGAGUGGAGAUUCCCUUGGACAAUGUGCCGGAGAAGAUCCAGAUCAACAUGGUUAUCGAAAACUACACGGUUCCUGAUGGAAAGCGCCUGAAGUGCUACGCAUGGGACGGAGAUGAAUGGAACGGAAGGAUCUGCGGCACGGGCAAAAUGCGCGAAAAUGGUGAGUUGCGGCUCCUUCGCUGCAACUGCAAUAAGGGCUACUACAUCGCCGUGUUCCUGAUAACGAGGAACCCCGGCCAAGAGGAGCCUUCCACAACCACCAUGGAGAUACCAACAGCCGCGGAUAUGACCGAAGCCCCCGGAACGGAGACCUCGGAGAUAACAUACAAGAACGUCAAAUUCAAGAUCCAAGGCAACUACAGCGUGAUCGUAGGAGACAGGAAAGAGGAAUUCGAGAAGAACUUGACUCAGCAGCUGGCAGCGCAGCUCCAGUGCACCGUGCUGUGCAUCAAAAACCUCACAGUCAGUCCUGGAAGCGUCUUGGUCGAGUUCUUCCUGCAGGAGGACGGGCAGAGGAUGGGUUCUUCCAAAACGACGGAGGAGCUGUAUGUGGAGCUCUACACGAUGAUCCAGAACGGAGAGCUGGAGCUGAAGGGACCCAAGAGCGAGGACCUGUUUGUGCCGCCGCAAGAGCUGGACGGGUCGGGGCCUGCGGUGUUGGAGAAAAAGGACCCGACACUCGUCCCCAUCAUCAUCGGCGGUCGUGGGGCCUCGUCCUCAUCGUGCUCGUUCUCAUCUGCGUCGCCAUCUAUAUCAAGGGCAAAAAGAGGGGCGAUAAAAUGCAGUCGUUGCAGACCAUAGGAUCUCAACCUCCAACUUACAGCUCCAUACACUUCGAGAAUUCCUUAGAUGGCACAGCGAUGUCGAUGUCAAAGCGCCGCAACAACCAGUCGGGAAGCCUUUCCUCCGGGGGCGCCUACUCUGACGAG